Molecule: messenger RNA, 6137 nt
Organism: Mastomys coucha (southern multimammate mouse)
Lineage: Eukaryota; Metazoa; Chordata; Mammalia; Rodentia; Muridae
Gene: Nsun4
Product: NOP2/Sun RNA methyltransferase 4
Exons: 6
Coding region: 2877-3875 (332 amino acids)
Biological process (GO): rRNA methylation
Cellular component (GO): mitochondrial large ribosomal subunit
Molecular function (GO): methyltransferase activity
Source: RefSeq, a predicted model, not a curated record
GUGACGUCACAUCGCCUCUUGUUACUUUUUCUUGCUUACCUUUAUCUUGCCCCUUCCCACCCUUCUUUUCCCUUGUCUUUCCUCCCUCCUUCCCUUCCCCUCCAGUCCCAUGACCUCUUCCCCUCCCAUCCUCCUUAAAAUUUCAGCCCCUCCAACUUCACCUCAAGCAGACUGUCCUGACAACUACUCCUUCCCUCCUGAGUCUCCGUCGCCAUGCAGGAAAGGAUUCACCCCUGUUCUCACUCUCGAGGUGCCUGUGGCACCUGGGAAAGAGUUCAAUGACCACCUUUCCUGUACUGCUGGCCUUCCUCCAAAUGCAGGCAACAGAUUCACCAACCCCCCUUACUCUAGAAAACCUUUCUCUUGCCUCGCCAUUUCCUCUCCUUGCGUACCUCGACGGAUCCCCACGCCACCCCUUCCGCCCCCAUUACUCUCCUCCCCACCCCCACCGGAGAGGUGUUCUUUUGAGCCCUUUUCUCCUCUCCUAGGAAGGCUGUACAGCCAAGAGCCAGCUGGUUCAUCCCCUACGAGUCCUUGUAUUGGCCGAUACAGCCUUCAGGGGCCACCCUCUCCUCAUCAGCGGAACCUUUAUUGCAACUGUAUUGGUUCCCCAGAACCCCAGCGUUCAUGUCCUCCAAGUCCGCGUCUUUGUUAUGUGACUUCCCCACCUCUCAUUCAUCAACCCCCUAGAGUCAGCCCAGUAACUUCCCCUCAACUUACUCAUAUAACCUUGGAGACAGGCCCCGUGAUUUCGACUCCUCUUAUGCCAGCGUCCCAGGGAAAUUACUCCAUAAUUUCACCUCUUCUUACCCACCGGCCCCUGAGAACUGGCCUUACAGUUUCACCUCCCUUUGCUCACCGGUCUGUGGAACCUAAACCUUUAAACCCUGCAUCCGUUUCUCCCCACUGGUCCGCUGGAAGAAGUUACAAUGAUCCUCCCCUUUCUUCAGCAUCUGCCCCGCCCUCUGGCAACCCUUACCUUGACCACCUUGCGCCUCCUCCGGACUCUUGUGAACCUAAACCACAGCUUGAUGUACCUCUUGGGAAAAAUGACUGUGGCCCUCCACUUUCUUCUCAGGCAGGCAUGCCUGGCUCUUCCGUCUCACCCCAUUAUUCCCAUUUAUGCCCAGAUUCCCAGAUAUCUGCCGCUAGGAGUCCUUGCUGUGUUAUCAACCUACCGCCUGAGGAUGCUGGUUCUCCUAGUUCAUCCCUGCCUCAGGCUCUCCAGAAGCCCUGCUUAGGGUCUUUUCUGUGGGAGCCUGGGGGGAACUCUUACCUCUUUUUAACCACAGGUCCUGUAGUUUCUGGUCCUUCCUGCCCCACAGAACCACCUCUUCCUCAGUGUCCUUGUCCUCCCCUGUAUUUCCCAUCUCCCCUGGACAACCAGUGUGCAGCUCCACCUCAGCCACCCAUAAGUUAUAACGAACCCUGCCUUCCUACCCCCGCUCCUCCUCAAAUGAAGUCUCCCAAAUCCUCGGAAUCACAACGCCCUCCCUACAAGUGUCGCUCCCUAGUCAACACACCCCACCACACCCCUCCUACCCGUCCUAAAUCCCAUAAGACCAACACCUGCCCUCAGCCUCCCCCGAAGUCCUUUGGCCCCUCUAGUCCGCUUAUGGAGCCAGCUAUCACAACUACUUCAAAUUCCGGCCCAAAAGAACUUCCCGAGACCGCCGACCUCAAAACUGUUGCUCCUACUUCCUGUCCUCAUAGCUCGCCUUGUAAUCCUGCCUUGCCCAGUAGAUAUCCUAAGAGCAGUCCCCACGGACCACCUCCAGUUUCCCCCUGCAAUACUCAUAUGUAUCCUGUGGUUCCUCCCACCUCCCAUUUAUCCCCACUCUCUAGUCCCCCAAAUCAGUCUAUACAUCUCCCUCAGAACCAACCUGUGGUUCUCCCCUGUGGCACUUAUUCGGCUCCCAGGGGUCCACCAUCCCAUGGCAAGUCUGUGGCGCCUCCUUGUUCCACCCAUAUCUAUUCUUUUAUCCCUCUGAGAACACCCUUUGACCCCCGAUGUUUACCUGUUGUCCCUCGAACUCAGUUUUGCCCUAAUACUAUUCCCUGUGGUGUUCAUACCUAUGCCGUGACCUCUCGAGGCCCACUGAACAAUCCCUCCCAGAUUCCCUACAGCUGUCCUUUGCCUCCAUCCAAGACCUCCUCCACCUGUAGCACUUCUGCCAGUUCAACUGUUAUAUGUACUGACUAUCAAAGUAGUGACAGCCAGAUUGACCAGCAAAACAAAAGUCAGAGCCAGAACCGGAGUGGCUCCCUUCAUACUCAGAGCAAGAGUCCCCCCCUAAGAAGGGGUACCUUUCUGAGCAGGAGUCGGAGCCGGAGCAGUAGUCCUCUCCAAAGCAGUACUCAGGACCGCAGUGAGAGUACCAAGAAAAGUCAGAAGCAAAGCAAGAGUUCUCCAGAUGGUAAAGUUGAGAGCCAGAGCAAGAGUCUCCAGCAUAGGAAAAGUGUGGCACAGAUCAAGAGUCCCCACAGUAAGAAGAAAUAGUGAUCAGAACACAUGUUCUGACCAGAACAAAAACCCAGACUAGGGUAGAAGUCGCAUUAACAAGACUGUCAUCAGUAGUAUCUCAGUUGUUGCAACGAGGACUGGCUUGUGGACUCCUUGUCUGAAGUCUUCUGUUCUUUUUAAAAUCUGACUCAAGUCCUUUACUGUGAGCCCAUAGCAAUCAUCUAGAAGUUUCUGCUUUAAUUCCUACCUUAAGAUUCUGUGAACUGUCUUUAUUCUGCCUUCCUGAGGUCUGGGACAUCUAAAACAUCUAGCUCUCUGAUUCGGUACAUUAUGUUGUCCAUUCACUGCAUUAUCUUAGGCUACCACAGAACCACAGUCCACUGCCAGUCGGCUUGCUCUGCAGAAUUUUGACAUGACCUACAGUGUACAGUUUGGGGAUCUUUGGCCAUCAAUCCGUGUUAGUCUUCUCUCAGAGCAGAAAUAUGGUGCAUUAGUCAAUAAUUUUGCUGCUUGGGAUAGUGUGAGUACCAAACUAGAGCAGCUGAGUGCCAAGGACUUCAUCAGUGAAGCCAUCUCUCACCAGAAACUGGAGCCCGAGAGUGGCCUCUCUCCAACUUCAUCCCUGGACUGCAGCCCAAACCUUCGAUGCUUCACUUUUUCCAGAGGGGAUGUCAGCCGCUUUCCACCUGCCAGACUUGGCAGCCUGGGUCUCAUGGACUACUACCUGAUGGAUGCUGCCUCCUUGCUACCUGUCCUGGCUCUUGGUCUGCAGCAUGGAGACAUUGUGCUUGACCUGUGUGCCGCUCCUGGGGGAAAAACACUGGCAUUACUUCAGACGGGCUGUUGCCGUAAUCUAGCUGCCAACGACCUCUCCACUUCCCGAACAGGCAGACUACAGAAGGUCCUUCACAGUUAUGUGCCUCAAGAUAUUAGGAAAGGGAACCAAGUUCGAGUAACCUCAUGGGAUGGCAGGAAGUGGGGAGAACUGGAGGGGGACACCUAUGAUAGGGUGUUAGUAGAUGUGCCAUGUACCACAGACCGCCACUCCCUUCAUGAGGAAGAGAACAACAUCUUUCAGCGGUCAAGGAAGAAGGAACGACAGAUGUUGCCUGUGCUGCAGGUGCAGCUUCUUGCGGCUGGACUCCUUGCCACCAAACCAGGAGGUUACGUUGUCUAUUCCACUUGCUCACUGUCACACUUACAGAAUGAGUAUGUGGUACAAGGUGCCAUUGAGCUUCUGGCUAAUCAAUACAACAUCAAGGUUCAAGUGGAAGACCUAUCUCAUUUCCGAAUGUUUUUCAUGGACACAUUCUGUUUCUUCCCAUCCUGCCAGGUUGGAGAGCUGGUGAUACCAAACCUCAUGGCCAAUUUUGGACCUAUGUACUUCUGCAAAUUGCAUAGGUUGCCAUAGUGUCACCCUGUCCCUAAAGUAGGAAGGUGAUGACUCCGUUGGAGGCAUUGAAACUGAGGCUGGUGGCAGAUGAAUCCCAAGGCCUGUUUCUAUCUAUUACAUGUAAACAGCAGGAAGUAGGGACUGCUGCCCAGCUAUGGAUUAUCAGCAGGUUUCUAACUCAUACUGUCACUUCUAUCUCUUAGCCUCUACUAAGGCCCCUGCUCCAUUAGGGAUUAAGACAGAAUCCGUGAAUAAGCCCAUAAUUUAAGUUGUAAACUCAGGAAGAAACAUUUAGCCAAUAAAAUUGCUGAAGUGCUCUAAGGGUGGCCUGCAGUUGGGGACAUCACAUCAGUCUAAGUUCUGUUAUGUUUAUGUGUCAGCUGAAGCUGCCAAGCACUCUCUCCAAAGUGCCCAAACCAGGCCUCCAGACCUCCCACACUGGUGUGUUCCAUAUAAUCAGCCCACAGGCCCACCAGCCUCCCCAAGUGUCCCCAGAUGGCACAUGGUCUAAUUUAAGGACUAAGUAACUGAAGCGCUUGAGCCUGUGGCUGAGAUCCUCACAGAGAGGAAGCUUUCCUAAGCUGAGUGCUUCUGGCUCUCCUUCAGAUGCGGCUGCAAAAGGUGCUUCUGCUCUUCUGUGCUGCUGCCUUUAUUUCUUCAUAUAGCAGCAAGUGCUCUGGGAAUCCCUGUAUGACAGCUGUGGAGCUGUCAGAUAACUAGACUAUGGGAUAGUUGCCUUUCCUCGCCUUCAGAACGGCAACCUACUUCUUUUCGCUCUCCAAGUACUUAGGAAUUUCCUGACAUUUUAUUUCAAAUGUCUUGUUAUGUCUAGUCUGUGGGCCAGUUCUGGCGCUUGCUUUGGCUCAUCUCCAAAUUCUUCAGAGUUCUUCCAUGUAACAGGGCUUUACCUCACACACAGUGUUUUGUGGUGACCUUCUAUAAGGUGCUGACUUACAUGCUGAUCGUUCUGUAACACUUGUCAGAACAAAGCAACUUUUAGUGCCAGAAGAUAGUAAACAUUGCUUAUGGUCAACUGUGUUUGUAUGUGUGUGCGUACCUUGUCAAUAAUUUGAAUAUUUCUUGGCUUUCCCCACUUUCUUUAUUCCUCCUUUAUUGCCGUUCUUUUCAUCUUUCAUGCCUCCCCUGUUAAUCCGUAUUUGAGUGUUAGAAGUAUCCCCUGAGAAGGACGCUAGCAAAGGUUAAGACAUCUCCUGUCUUGAGGUCUGUAUUAUAACUGAGGGCCCUGGAAGGCCUUCCAGACUUUAAGUCAACUGAAGGUAAUAAGAUAGAAGUACAGGAAACUUGGCUGACAUCUGAAUAGGACCCUCACCAGCCUCUGUUCAUGCCUGCUGUUUACUCUGUACUUAGUAUUGCUGAAGCUGAGAGACCUUUAGUGCCUGAGUUUCUGCCUCUUGGCUAUCCAUCUGAUGUUAAGCAGUAAUCACUGAGGAGGAGAGGGUCUGCUGGCCCGUGCAUCAUGGUAAUUGACUGACAAAUUAGGUAGGAAAAACAGAGGACAACUGUAUUAGGCAGGGUUUUUUAGAUGAACGGAACCAAGAGCAUAUGUAUGCAUGCACACACACACAAGUAUACAUGCACAUAUGUGCAUGUGUUAUAAGGGGGAUUUAUUGGAGUGGAAAGAGGCAGAGUAGCCCACCAAUGCCCGUCUGCACACUGAAGAGGCAGAGAACGAGGUUCCCGAGAAUGUCCGAGAAGUUUUGAUCCAACACUGAAGUUUGGAAGCUUCCUGGAAAGUUGCUGCUAUUGAAUCAGUGUUGAGGAACUGAAGAAUUGGUCUGAUGUUUGGUGGGCAGCAAUGGCAGUAGGAGGUAUCACUUGGAGCAGAAAGAGUCUUGCUGGUUGGAGGGUUCCCUUCCCCUACUUACCUUCAUCAAAAGGGCAGUUUGCCCUUUUGAGGGUCCCACUCAUAUUCAGGAUGGAUCCUUUCCUCCCUAGCCACUGUCCCAUGUGCCAAUCCUCCUGAAACAUCCCUAGAGGCGUACAGAUGUGUUUCACUAGUCUGAUGCAUCUUUUAAUCCAGUCAUAUUAAUAACUCAGAGCAACUAUCACAACAACUUUGGAAAAUGGUUUGUCUCCUGUAAUUGAACAUACCCUGCCCUCUAACUCAGUUACUACAGUGCUAAGGAUAAACUCAAGGGAAACUCAUACAUAUAUCCCAGUGCACUUCUGAAGGAUGUUCAUACAGGCCUGCUUACAAGCAAAGCCCAGGCACAGUCCACAGGUCACUGCACAAGAAAGUGGAUGAAUAAACUGGAUAUU